AUGUAUCAAGACGUGGUGAGCUCCUCAUCAUUCUCUGCUCCCAGCAUCUCGUUCACCGUACCCACACUUUCGACAUCGACAUGGCUUUCAACACCCUCUCGUGUCAGACGUCUCGUCGCCCUCACGGCCGCCACUCUGCGCCCUAGGUUCCACCUCCACGAAGCCAACACGACCACCCUCUCUCUAAAUUUCCGGAUCUGCGGACUCGACACGAGUCACGAGGUGUGGUUCGCAACGGGCCUUGCCGACAGUGUCAACGACUCAACGUUGCUUCCAUCGGACGAGGGCAUGAUCACCCUCCGCGGGCUCUUUCUCAUCGACUCUAUGAAGGUAUCCUUAGCAAUCACGAUCAAUAACCUCCCCAUCAACCGCUCGGUCGAGGAGACGAUCCGGCUCGUGAAGGCGUUCCAGUUCACCCAGUGGAUGCGUCUCUCUUCCUCCGCGUUCCCCGUCGCUGCUCCCGCUGACCUCUCCUUCAGCCUCGCACCCCCUUCCCCUUCACCGUUUGCGACGCAGCCGCAGGAAGAGCAUGGUGAGGAGUGA
Epithele typhae is the source of this 543-nucleotide messenger RNA. RefSeq lists its product as uncharacterized. The record is from RefSeq and is a predicted model, not a curated record. The transcript is spliced from 4 exons. Gene Ontology annotation, molecular function: thioredoxin peroxidase activity. Gene Ontology annotation, cellular component: cytosol. Lineage: Eukaryota; Fungi; Basidiomycota; Agaricomycetes; Polyporales; Epitheliaceae. Gene Ontology annotation, biological process: response to oxidative stress; hydrogen peroxide catabolic process; cellular response to stress. The coding region runs from base 1 to 543 and encodes 180 amino acids.